Messenger RNA from Diprion similis, 1023 nucleotides. It is a transcript of the gene mRpL10, whose product is annotated as 39S ribosomal protein L10, mitochondrial. The transcript is spliced from 3 exons. Gene Ontology annotation, cellular component: mitochondrial large ribosomal subunit. Lineage: Eukaryota; Metazoa; Arthropoda; Insecta; Hymenoptera; Diprionidae. Gene Ontology annotation, molecular function: structural constituent of ribosome. Gene Ontology annotation, biological process: translation. The coding region runs from base 131 to 910 and encodes 259 amino acids. The record is from RefSeq and is a predicted model, not a curated record.
AUUGGACUCAUCCUUCCGCGGACCGCGAGUAAUGGAAGCAGCAUGCAAUAAUAAUUGAACGACAGCCCUGUCGCGUGAUACUUGAACUCAAAAUCAUAGCUGAAACGUUCGCCAGGAUAUCCGUCCAACGAUGACUUCUCUUCUGAACAAAGCGUGGCUUUUACCCACGAGGCAAGUGAUCGUACAACCGAAAAGAUUUCGUGGUAAAAUAAAUAUCCAAAGACCGAAGGCACCUCAUUACAAGAGAGCGGUGGUGGAAAAAUUUGUCGAACCGAUAUACUUCAAUGCAAGAUGGGGUAAACCGUUGUCGGAAUUAUGUGCCAACCUUCAAAAUCAGUCGGCACAGGAUGGAGUGGAAAAGAUGGCGGAACCUCAUCCGAUGCGAAGAAUCAUCGCUCGGGAGGCGCGCAAUUGGUUUGAGAAUUCAAACAUGAUUGCAUUUUGUCAUGCGAAUCCUUUUCCUGGCGAGGAAAAAUUCAAUUUUGCCGUCGCUCUGAAAAAGCAAAACAUGCAUUUCAAAGUCUACGGAAGACCGACGAUAGAGCUCGCUCUCAAGGACACUCCGUUUCCAGCUGUUCUUCCACUUUUCCAAUCCCACAGCUUGACUAUCUUCAGUCCAAACACAGACAUUCGAACGCUGUUGAAACUCUUGCAGAAGAGGUCCGAACUCGUUUUGAUGGCUGGGAUAAUCAACGGGAAGCUUAUGAGCAAGAAUGAGUUAGUGAGUUACGCAGCAAUGGGCGACAUCACAGCAGUCAGAUCGCGACUUGUACAGGUGCUACAAAACGCCGGAGGAGUGAACCUGAAUCGUCAACUCACGCAUCAUCAGUCGACUCUGGUUUCCCGCUUGAAACAAAUAUCAUCGCCUGCGGAAACGACGCCUGAUUCGCCCGAGGAGAUAGUUGAAUAAUUAGUUGACACAAGUACAAAAUGUAACCGUAAUUCCUUCGUUGGAAAUUGAAGUAUAAUUUUUUUUUUUUUUUAUCAUUAUUUUAAUAAAAUCUACCUACGUAUAAGGAUAAA